Theobroma cacao (cacao) is the source of this 2971-nucleotide messenger RNA. The record is from RefSeq and is a predicted model, not a curated record. Lineage: Eukaryota; Viridiplantae; Streptophyta; Magnoliopsida; Malvales; Malvaceae.
UAUCUUGAAAGCAGAAUAAUAAAGUGAAUUUGUUCCUGUCUUUACUAGAUCAAAUUUGCUUAUCUAUUUCAGGUGCAUAGCUUGCUUUAAAUUUCUUCUUUAGUUCUCCUGCAUUUAAAUACUAUCUAAUUUUGUCGUAAUUUUCAUUUUUUAUGCUAAGCUGUCACCAUCUCACAUGAACUAACUCAUGUUUAAGAAAAUCAUAAAACUUUCCCCUUUUCUCCUUCUGUUUGUUUGGCAUUUUUUCCACCUAAUCUCAAGCUAUAUCUCUUUGCUGGAACUGAAGCGUGAAGUGCUCUUUUCUGUUAGUAUUGUCCCAGUGCAAUGGCUUCUAAUGCUACAGUUGGACAGAAAUGUCCAUCGCCAAUGAAGGCUACAUCAAAUGGCCUCUUCCAGGGUGAUAACCCCCUUGAUUAUGCACUUCCUCUUGCCAUUGUGCAGAUAUGUCUGGUAGUUGUACUAACAAGGGGCCUUGCUUUUCUUUUAAGGCCAAUAAGGCAGCCACGUGUGAUUGCAGAGAUCAUUGGAGGAAUUUUACUUGGGCCAUCUGUUCUGGGUAGAAGCAAGAGCUACUUGCAAGCUAUAUUUCCACCCAAGAGUCUCACUGUACUGGAUACUCUGGCAAACAUUGGUCUCAUUUUCUUUUUAUUCCUUGCUGGUCUAGAGAUAGAUCUUAAAGCCCUCCGUCGAACUGGAAAAACAGCCCUUGGAAUUGCUGUUGCUGGAAUAGGGCUUCCUUUUGCAUUAGGAAUUGGCUCUUCAUUUUUGCUCAAAGCAACUAUAUCAAAAGGUGUCAAUGCUUCUGCAUUUCUCGUGUUCAUGGGUGUUGCUCUUUCUAUUACUGCCUUUCCUGUCUUAGCUCGCAUUCUGGCAGAGCUGAAGCUUUUAACGACAGAUGUUGGAAGAAUUGCUAUGUCAGCUGCAGCUGUUAAUGAUGUAGCUGCAUGGAUUCUACUUGCUCUUGCUGUUGCCCUUUCUGGAUCUAACAGUUCUCCCGCUGCAUCACUGUGGGUCUUCUUGUCUGGGUGUGUUUUUGUCAUUUGUUUGAGUUUCAUUGUACCCCCAAUAUUCAAAUGGAUGGCUUAUCGAUGCCAUGAAGGUGAGCCAGUAGAAGAGAUAUACAUAUGUGCUACAUUAGCUGCUGUUCUGGCCGCCGGGUUUGUAACUGAUGCUAUUGGAAUUCAUGCCAUGUUUGGUGCUUUUGUGGUUGGAGUUGUUUUCCCAAAGGAAGGGCCAUUUGCCGGUGCUCUUGUGGAAAAAGUUGAGGAUCUUGUAUCUGGUUUGUUCUUGCCAUUAUACUUUGUUUCAAGUGGACUGAAGACAAACAUUGCAACAAUUCAAGGGCUUCAAUCCUGGGGUCUUCUGGCUUUGGUGAUUUUUACAGCAUGUUUUGGGAAGAUUGUUGGGACUGUUGUGGUGUCCCUUUCCUGCAAAGUUCCUGCUCGUGAGGCUUUUGCGCUUGGGUUCCUUAUGAAUACUAAAGGGCUGGUUGAACUCAUUGUUCUGAAUAUUGGGAGGGAUAGAAAGGUUCUGAAUGAUCAGACAUUUGCCAUUAUGGUUCUAAUGGCUCUCUUCACUACAUUCAUUACCACACCAGUUGUUAUGGCUGUAUAUAAGCCUGCAAGAAGCAGAAAAGUGGACUACAAGCAUAGGACCAUCGAAAGAAAAAAUCCAGAUACUCAACUUAGAAUAUUGACCUGUUUCCACAGCUCAAGAAAUAUCCCAUCGAUGAUAAAUCUCCUUGAGGCUUCACGAGGCGUAGGGAAGCGUGAAGGAUUUUCUGUGUAUGCUCUGCACCUUAUGGAACUAUCUGAGAGGUCAUCAGCUAUAUUAAUGGUACACAAGGCAAGGAAAAAUGGGCUUCCCUUCUGGAAUAAGGGUCGGCAUUCAGAUUCUGACCAUAUUGUUGUGGCAUUUGAAGCUUUCCAGCAACUGAGUCAAGUAACUGUCCGGUCAAUGACUUCAAUCUCUUCAAUGGCUGACAUGCAUGAGGACAUCUGUACCACUGCUGAGAGAAAGAGAGCUGCGAUCAUAAUUCUUCCAUUCCAUAAGCACCAGAGAAUGGAUGGUUCGUUUGAGACUACGCGGACAGACUUCCGCUGGGUGAAUCAGAGGGUUCUUGAACAUGCGCCUUGUUCCAUUGGAAUUCUAGUUGAUCGUGGGCUUGGUGGAACCACCCAUGUAUCUGCAAGCAAUGUUUCCCUUUCGAUGACAGUUCUUUUCUUUGGGGGCUGUGAUGAUCGUGAAGCCCUUGCUUAUGGGGCUCGAAUGGCUGAGCACCCAGGUAUCAGUUUAAAUGUUAUUCGCUUUGUAGUGGAACCUGAAACUAUUGGAGAAAUUGCUAGGAUUGAUAUGCAAGAGAAUUCCGGCCUCAAAUCAAUGUCAUUGGAUGAAGAAUUUCUUUCCAAGUUUAAGCAGAAAAUAUCAAAUGAUGACUCUGUCAGAUAUGAGGAAAAGGCUGUCCGAAAUGCCACAGAAACCUUUGCUGCAAUUCGUGAGGCAAGCCGCUGCAAUCUUGUUCUCGUGGGGCGAAUGCCUGAUGGUGAGUUGGCCUUAGCUUUAAUGAGGAGAAGUGAAUGCCCAGAACUGGGGCCUGUAGGUUGUUUGCUGAUUUCUCCAGAUUUCUCAGCGACAGCAUCAGUCUUAGUUGUUCAACAGUACCAUGGCCGUGUAUCUCUGAAUUUGGCUUCAGACAUGGAGGAAGAAUCACCUGACAAAGAUUCAGAAUCCAGCUAAAUCUCAUUGUCCGAACAUUUUGUCCUGAUGAGUACACAAUGUAGAGGAAUUUUCAGUACACAAAGCAAAAAAUUAAAAAAAAAUGAUAAAUAGUAACUUGAAAAUUCUUUCUACUUAGCUAUAUAUGUAUAUAGUCGUAUUCACAUUGUUUUUCUUGCUUCUUAUAAUGUCUGUUUAGUAUGGAUUUUACAUGAAAUAGUUGAAGAUCACAUCAAAACGUUCAUCUAUUACCAAA